This is a messenger RNA of Ogataea parapolymorpha DL-1, 429 nucleotides long. Its product is annotated as U4/U6.U5 tri-snRNP-associated protein 3. NCBI's taxonomy places the organism in Eukaryota, Fungi, Ascomycota, Pichiomycetes, Pichiales, Pichiaceae. Gene Ontology annotation, cellular component: precatalytic spliceosome. Bases 1 to 429 code for a protein of 142 amino acids. Gene Ontology annotation, biological process: RNA splicing. The record is from RefSeq and is a predicted model, not a curated record. The transcript has a single exon.
AUGCCAAAAAUACAGAUAAAGCUCAAAGACCGGGAGACGGCCGAAAAGCUACAGACAAGCAGUAAUGUGAAGCCGCCGCUCGAAGAAAAUGGCAAGUCAACAGGCCAUGAUAGAGUCGCUGAAUCUAACGAUGGUUCUGAAGCAUCCCCGGAAAACAAAGAAGAAACGGAUUCGGUAAAGGACAAUAUGGACGAAGAGGACCGUGGCCGACGGUUUUCUGAUAACGAAGAGGAGCCACUUGUUGAAAGUGAGCCAGGAUUGUCAUCUAUAAUUGGAUUUGAUGGCUUUGGAUCGACUAAAAACAAGAAAGUCAAUGGUAAUGCCGCUUUUGGUGCCAAAAAAUUACCUAGAACUGAAUAUCGCCAGUACAUGAACCGUGAAAAAGGAUUCAAUCGCCCACUCUCACCACCCAGGAAGAAGAAGAAAUGA